Molecule: messenger RNA, 444 nt
Organism: Aspergillus costaricaensis CBS 115574
Lineage: Eukaryota; Fungi; Ascomycota; Eurotiomycetes; Eurotiales; Aspergillaceae
Product: DASH complex subunit DAD2
Exons: 3
Coding region: 1-444 (147 amino acids)
Biological process (GO): mitotic cell cycle; attachment of spindle microtubules to kinetochore
Cellular component (GO): DASH complex; mitotic spindle; mitotic spindle pole body
Source: RefSeq, a predicted model, not a curated record
AUGGCAUACAUGUCUCGCACUGCUUCCAUGCUCCCUCCCGGAUCCUCGGCCACAUCCUCGUUUCGUCAGCCAAACCAACAAUCUACAACAAUCUCACAGCAACAGUCUUCGGUCCUAGCAUCCCGCAUUGCAGCAAAAAGGGCUGAACUAGACAAUCUGAGGCAGCUUCGUGAUAUGAGUGCAGCACUGGCCUCGCAGAUGCAGGCUUUGCAGGACAAGCUUGGGACCCUCAAGGAUGGCACAGAAGCUGUCGCGUGUGUCCUUGCAAACUGGGAUAAUGUACUGCGGGCAAUCAGCAUGGCCUCGACGAAAGCCGCGAACUUGAACUUACCGAUGGAACACACACCAGAUUCAACUACCAAAAGACUACCGAAUGGCUCACCUAUGCCUGCUACUCUGGUACGGAUCCCCGUUUCAAAGCAGGAAGAGCCUCCUAGCCAGUGA